Messenger RNA from Trichoderma virens Gv29-8, 1638 nucleotides. RefSeq lists its product as uncharacterized. NCBI's taxonomy places the organism in Eukaryota, Fungi, Ascomycota, Sordariomycetes, Hypocreales, Hypocreaceae. Bases 1 to 1638 code for a protein of 545 amino acids. Gene Ontology annotation, molecular function: protein binding. The transcript has 2 exons. The record is from RefSeq and is a predicted model, not a curated record.
AUGUCUCAGCAACCCGCAGAUAUGGCCACCAGCCAAAACAUCGAGUCUUGUCGUCUUCUCCACGUCCCGCCAGAGAUCCUCGAUAGGAUAACAUGGCAUCUCAAAACAUCCGAGCUGUGCAAUCUCCGCCUUACCUGCAAAUCCGUCGAAGAGGCUCUUUACUUCAGAUUUACCGCCGAGUUCUUCACGCGCAAGCAAUUCAUGGUCUCCGAAUUCAGUCUCGGAGCCCUCGUAGACAUCUCCAAAAGCCGUUUGUCCGGCUGCUUGCGUCACGUACAUCUUGGCAUUGACCAGAUUGGCUUGGACGGCAACCACUCGGCAUGCAACGAUGUAGAGCAAGCGUACAAGUUCCAGCAAUGCUUGGUCGAGCAGGAGAGUCUCUGGGCGCUCGGGCGGGUUCCCAAGUACUUGGCUGAGGCUUUCGCCCGCUUGCCAAACCUUGAGUCGGUGGUGAUCCGUGAUUUCAACUCCAACAGAAGAUCUCGGGAUGGCCCUUAUGCUCACUGGAAGAGCUACGGCACUGAGACCAUGUUCAACGAAACUGGUGUUCGGCCUGCUCCUCUGAAUUUUUAUGGGCUGUCUUCACUAGGGAAUCAUCCUGCCGGCCGCCUGUUCAAGACCGCCAUCCACGCGUUGGGAAUGGCCGGAGUUAGUCCGCCAACAAUUGAAGUGAUGGAGAGGAAAGGCAAUCUGCUUAACGACACUGCCUUUCAUAUUCAACCAGAUCUCGAAUCUACCACUAUUCCUGUUCUGCGCGGUCUUAAAAGACUGCAUCUCUCCCUUGAGGUUACCUUGAAUACUCCCCUCUCCAAGUAUGAGAAACAGGAAUAUCAGUGGUUCAAUAUGAUCAAGUUCCUGAGACACCUUGAUGGAUUGGAAGAACUGCGCAUCAAUGGAAAGAAUAAUACUGCCAACAUCGAGGAACGCAACAGUCUUAAAACCCUGAUUAGCUGGCUCGCAACGGGAGAGUUGAGAUCUGAAGUGUGGGGCCCAAGAGAGAUCACACCGCCACCAGCAAAUGGAAUAACAAGCAAUCACUCACUUCUACGUUCUCCAGUAACGUUCCCCAAGCUAGAAAAACUUAGCUUGGGUAUGACGGUCCUUGGCGUCGAUGAGCUUGUGCUCUUCAUUUCCAAGUUUGCCGACACACUCAAACAUCUCGAAUUAUGGAGGAUCCAACUGAUAUGCGAGGAGCUGGGCGUUCAAGAAAGGACAGUUUUUAAAAGGAGAGCUACUCUAUGGGUCCAGUUCCUGAAGAAGCUGUUGAAUGAAAAUGACCUCAAUCUUCGACACAUUAAGUUGGGCAACCUGCAGCAGAAAUGGAUUGUCAUCAACUGGAGACAGUACCUGCAGGAAAUAGAGUUCAAACCUACCGCUACAACGACCGAUGAGGAAUUGGAGAAUAUAGAAUUGGGUCGGACGUUGGAAUAUACCGGCACGGAUUGGAGACAUUUUGUGACCCACGAGAUGAUUCCUCGGAUAUUUACCCCCGUAUUUAAAGACGAAGAAGAGAGAUCCGACACAUCUAGCGCCUUAAGCCCGUCAGAAGACGAAGGUGAAGAUGAAGAUGAAGAUGAAGACGAAGACGAAGAUGAUGAUAAUAAUGCGGACAAUAUGAACCAGGACCAGGAGUCUUGA